Molecule: messenger RNA, 1022 nt
Organism: Formica exsecta
Lineage: Eukaryota; Metazoa; Arthropoda; Insecta; Hymenoptera; Formicidae
Exons: 5
Coding region: 154-654 (166 amino acids)
Biological process (GO): retrograde protein transport, ER to cytosol; endoplasmic reticulum unfolded protein response
Cellular component (GO): Derlin-1-VIMP complex; Derlin-1 retrotranslocation complex; endoplasmic reticulum membrane
Source: RefSeq, a predicted model, not a curated record
CACGGGUAGGAUUUUCGAACGCACUCUUUGAUUGUCAGAAAGGAAUGAAAAAGAAGAGAAAGAGGGAUUGAUCGUUGCAUAGCGGAUCGUGACAUUUAAAUUAAUGUCAGCUAAUGUUUUGAAAAAUUUUAUCUUGAACACGCAGAAAGGAAUAUGGAGUACGUCGACAAUCCGAGCUAUUUCCAAACGGUUUGGGCUCUCAUAGCUUCUGUGGGAUGGUAUAUCGUAGGUCUCUUGUUUAUUUUAUACCAUACAUAUCCAUAUAUUCAAGAGAAAUAUAAAAGCUGGAGAUUUGCAAGAAACCAGCAUGAUAGUGUUGCAUUUGGCAAAAAGACUGAUGAAUUACCACAACUGUCGGCUAACGUAGAGCUAACACGACAAAAAAUGCAAGAAGCAUACAACAAGAAUUGUGCCUUGGCACAAGUUAAAAAGGAAGAGGAAAAAGAGAAAAAGAGACAGAAGGUUCUAAAAUUUUUGGAAAAUAAAAAUGUAGGUAUCAAGCUAGGUAGUGCAAUGGAUGACGAAAAAACGACACCUAGUACAAGUACAAAAUCAAGGUUGCUUAAAUCAGAAUAUAGUCCUUUAAUGGGUGAUAAUAGUCGUGGAUAUCGGCCUCCGAAACGUACUUGCUGUAAAAAGGGUGGGUGCGGUUAAUUGCAGUUUUACAGAUUCUUAUAAAAAACCUCAUUUAUUUUUGUGAAACGAAUUUAAUUGAGUUGAUGAAAAUAAAAAGAAAACGAUAACUGACACGGAUUAAAAUAUACUUAAAAUACGCAAUAUUCUUACAAAUAAUAAUUUUAAUAAUUGUUAAAAUGCAAUUCUUGUAUAAGCAAUUAUUUAUAAUUGUAUAAUUUCCAAGCAUUAAUAAAUUAGAGAUAAGAUUAACUUCAUCUAUCAAAUUUAAUGUAGGAUUUAUAUAUUUAUAUAUCGUGCUUACAUACAUCAACUAUUUUAAAAAGAGUUACUACAUUUUUUGCUAUUAUAUUGAGAGAAGGAAGGGAAAAUAAACAAUACAACAACAA